Messenger RNA from Gekko japonicus, 435 nucleotides. Its product is annotated as ribonuclease-like. The transcript has a single exon. Gene Ontology annotation, molecular function: nucleic acid binding. The coding region runs from base 1 to 435 and encodes 144 amino acids. NCBI's taxonomy places the organism in Eukaryota, Metazoa, Chordata, Lepidosauria, Squamata, Gekkonidae. The record is from RefSeq and is a predicted model, not a curated record.
AUGGUCUUUCUCUCCUUACCGCUCCCGUUCUCCGUCCUCUUCCUGGUUUCCUUGGUGGACAAGAGCCAAGCUACUUACCAGACUUUCCUGAGGGAACACGUCGACCCCAUGCGGAUUAUAAUCAACCCCCAUUUCUACUGUCAGGAGAAGAUGAAAGCCCAGGGCCUGACGAGUCCCACCUGUACGGAAAAGAACACCUUCAUCCACGCCAGCAACAUCCAAGUCAAAACUAUCUGUGGUGUCGGAGGAAUGCAUUCCAGCAACACCUCUUCGGACAGCCUGGCCAGCUACAUAAUCACGACCUGCCAUUCCAGUGGGGGCUCCCCCCCAGACGACUGCAAAUACAGAGGCCAAGGCGAGCGCCGGAGGAUUCGGGUGACCUGCUCCAGAAGGGUCCCUGUGGGCAUCAUAAAAAUCCUCACUACCUGGCCCUGA